AUUUUAAUUUCAAAAAUUUACUUCGAGAAAUAUAUUCGUAUCACUUGGUUGCGAUCGCGGUGUGCUACAAGUAUACUUUAUGAUUUCAUUUUGAAACGUGAAAUAGUAAAAUAAAUAUCGCAGAAUGAUUAUUAUGGAUAUAUAUGAGACGGCAAGUUGGUGGACGUUAGCUAUCGCUGUUCAGAUUGUUAUCGGAUCUAUAAUCUUAUGGCGCAAAAAAUUUAAAAAACCUGAAAUUAUUUUGACUCAAGAAAAAUUGUUGCAAUGGAAACCUUUGCCUUUAGUAGAUUAUGACAUUUCUGUGGAUGAACCUCCUAUGAUGGGUAAAAUUGAUGAGAAUUUGCUUAAUGUUGGGGCUACCAGCUUCCUGUGCCUGGAUAGGGAGCAGUCUAUCAUGGAUAGCGCUAUUACCUCAUUGCAUAAAUAUGGAGUUGGAUCCUGUGGCCCAAGAGGAUUUUAUGGUACAAUAGAUGUGCAUUUGGAACUGGAAAAAAGAUUGGCAAAGUUUUUGCAAAUAGAAGAGACUUGUGUUUACUCUUAUGGAUUUUCUACAAUAGCAAGUGCUAUUCCAGCUUAUGCUAAGAAGGGUGAUAUAAUUUUUGCGGAUGAAAAGGUGUGGUUUGCCAUUCAGCAAGGUUUUGAAGCUGCUCGUAGUACUGUCAAAUAUUUUAAGCACAACAACAUGGAUGACCUAGAAAGACUAUUACAAGAAGCAGCUGACAAGAAACAAUUAAAUCCAAAAAGGAGAGCAUUCCUUGUUGCUGAAGGGAUUUACUUCAACACAGGAGAGAUGUGCCCACUAAGACGGCUGGUUGAACUAGCUAGAAGAUUUAAGUUAAGGAUAAUAUUGGAUGAAAGCUUGACCAUCGGGGUUCUAGGUAAACACGGUCGUGGCCUGACAGAGUAUUUGAAUGUGCCUCGAGAUGAGAUCGACCUAAUUAUUGGCUCUCUCGAACAUUCGUUUGCAACCAUUGGUGGAUUCUGCGCUGGAACCCAUUUCAUUGUUGAACAUCAGAGGUUAUCUGGUUUAGGAUACUGCUUCAGUGCGUCACUCCCUCCAAUGCUGACGCAAGCGGCAAUAUCUGCUCUCGACAUUAUGGAAAAACAGCCCAGCAUUAUGGCCGAACUUGAUGAUAACUCAAGGAAACUUAAUAGAGCUUUGGAAAACCUUAAACACUACACAUUCCGCGGUUCGGACGUGUCGCCAAUAAAACAUAUUUAUCUCAAAGACAAUUUACCAGAUACUUUAAAGACGGGCUAUCUCCGAAACAUAACAAAUUACUGCCUCAACAGAGGAGUAGCGUUUACAGUGUCCGCGUAUCUGCGUGAGGUGGAAGUCAGUUGUCCAGAUCCAUCCAUUCGAUUGGCAUCGAGCAGGAAGUUGAAUGAUAAAAAUAUUGCCUUAAUUUGCUCCUUAUUAGAUGAGGCAUAUGAAAAGGUUGGGCCAAAAUCCGGAGAAAAACCAAUGAAGUAGGUAAAAACGCAUAUUAUAGUAAAUACGCUUACUAUUUUACACUAAUUUUGGAUGUAAACGUGAAAUUUUUAUAUUUAUUGGUCAACUUACAGGUGUUUACUACCACUGAAUUAUUGCUUUAAAAAAUCUAAAAUAGUAGAAAGAAUAAAAACAUAAUAAAGUUUAUUUACAAAUUCAAAUAUAAGUAAUAAUGAAGAUUAGAUUAAGAAAGAAAAUAAAUUCAUGAUCGACCCAGUUUAAAAUGCGUUGACCCAGUGAAAAAUAGUAAAUUUGUAGCAAUUAACCUUAAUAUGGCAACACUUUAAUGGCCUUAAAUCUUAUAUCAAUGUGUUAUCUGUAUUAGUCUUUCGCUGGAACUUGCACGCAAUGUUCAGUUAUGUCAUGUAAUAAAUUCGCGUAUAUAUAAA
This is a messenger RNA of Pieris rapae (cabbage white), 1881 nucleotides long. RefSeq names its product serine palmitoyltransferase 1 (gene Spt-I). Gene Ontology annotation, molecular function: pyridoxal phosphate binding; serine C-palmitoyltransferase activity. Lineage: Eukaryota; Metazoa; Arthropoda; Insecta; Lepidoptera; Pieridae. The coding region runs from base 125 to 1474 and encodes 449 amino acids. The record is from RefSeq and is a predicted model, not a curated record. The transcript has 6 exons. Gene Ontology annotation, biological process: sphingosine biosynthetic process; ceramide biosynthetic process. Gene Ontology annotation, cellular component: endoplasmic reticulum.